Molecule: messenger RNA, 1060 nt
Organism: Seminavis robusta
Lineage: Eukaryota; Bacillariophyta; Bacillariophyceae; Naviculales; Naviculaceae
Source: the annotation of a GenBank genome assembly
AUGGAAGCACCGUUACCGAUUUAGAGACGGUUCGACCUCUGUUCAAAAAGCCAACAAUGCUGCUUUGACCGUUCCACCACAAAGUCUUUUCAACCAAGAAGAAGAGCGGAAGAAGAAGAAGUAAUAACAUGCCUGAAAUCAAAAACUCCCACACCGAGGACACACUCCUCAUGUCAAGACCCAGCGAGGGCUUGUCUCCGUCGCACGCUUCUGUCAUGCGACUGAGCAAGGGAGAAAUCGAAGAUCUCCGAGAAGCCUUUCGUCUAUUUGACACGGAUGGGAAAGGAGUCAUUAGCAUGCAAGACCUAAAAGAAGUAGCGGAAUCUCUGGCAUUGGAAAUGGGCAAUCAGCAGAAUGCCUUUUCCACCCAUUCCUUUCGACAUCUCAGUGACAUGCUCCACAACGUGCAAGCGGACAAUGACGAGGAAAAUGAUGAAAACGAAUUUGUUCGUCUCAUGAGUGAUCGACGCUAUGAGGAAGAGGAUUCUCGGGAUGAGUAUCAACGUGUGUUUGAUCUGUUCGAUGCCAAAGGCAAGGGAUACAUCAACAUUGCCGACCUUCGACGAAUCUCGGAGGAGCUGGGUGAGACCAUGGCGGAAGAGGAACUGGAUGAAAUGAUCUCCAAGGCGGCACCCAAAAAUGGAAAAGUGACCCCGGAAGACUUCCAAAGAAUCAUGACAAAGCGACUGUUUGCCUAGCUAGUUGGUAUAUCAUUAUGAUGAUGUGGAAGUGAGAGCGAGAAAGAGACAACAAUUCACUGGUGGUUGAAUAGUUUUACACUACAGUAUUGGCAACUAACUGCUGUGUCAUGAUCCCUCGGUUAGACUAGUUGCUGGCUUCCGAAGCGGCAGGGUAGUGUUCACUCAACAAUCGGAUCACAACUUGCUUUGGAGCAUAGGCAAAGAUGGUUGCUGGGUAUACAGCACUUCCCCAUUUUGGAUGUGUCAAAACCUUGCAGAAUCCAGCAUUGUGACUCUUGUACCAUAUAAUAGUAGAUUGUAGAUUCAGGGUGGCUUUUCAAAUUAGCAAUAUAAAAAUAAAUUAAUGAGAGCCACCAACA